Molecule: messenger RNA, 2610 nt
Organism: Camarhynchus parvulus
Lineage: Eukaryota; Metazoa; Chordata; Aves; Passeriformes; Thraupidae
Gene: DBN1
Product: drebrin 1
Exons: 14
Coding region: 113-1945 (610 amino acids)
Biological process (GO): neuron projection morphogenesis; positive regulation of axon extension; postsynaptic actin cytoskeleton organization
Cellular component (GO): postsynaptic membrane; cortical actin cytoskeleton; dendrite
Molecular function (GO): actin filament binding
Source: RefSeq, a predicted model, not a curated record
GGCGGGCGGAGCCUCCCCGCCGCUCGCCCCUCCGCCCGGCCGCUGCGGCAGUGUCUCGGAGGCGGGCAGGCGGCCGGUCCCUCCGGUCCCCCGGCAGCAUCCCGGCCCCGCCAUGGCUGGCGUCGGCUUCGCGGCGCACCGCCUGGAGCUGCUCGCCUCCUACCAGGACGUGAUCGGCGAGGACAGCCCCACCGACUGGGCCCUCUACACAUACGAGGAUGGCUCUGAUGACCUGAAGCUGGCAGCAUCAGGAGGUGGAGGUUUGCUGGAGCUUUCUGGCCACUUUGAGAUUCAGAAGGUCAUGUAUGGCUUCUGCAGCGUCAAGGACCCCCAGGCCGUGCUCCCCAAAUAUGUCCUCGUCAACUGGGUGGGUGAGGACGUGCCGGACGCCCGCAAAUGCGCCUGUGCCAGCCACGUAGCCAAGAUUGCCGAGUUCUUCCAGGGUGUCGAUGUCAUUGUCAAUGCCAGCAGCGUGGAGGACAUUGACCCCGGGGCCAUCGGGCAGCGGCUCUCCAACGGGCUGGCCCGUGUCUCCAGCCCGGUGCUGCACCGCCUGCGGCUGCGCGAGGACGAGAACGCCGAGCCCGUGGGCACCACUUACCAGAAAACCGACGCCACCGUGGAGAUGAAGCGGCUGAACCGGGAGCAGUUCUGGGAGCAGGCAAAGAAAGAGGAGGAAUUGCGUAAAGAGGAAGAGCGGAAAAAGGCCCUGGAUGCCCGGCUGCGGUUCGAACAGGAGCGGAUGGAGCAGGAACGGCUGGAGCAGGAGGAGCGGGAACGGCGCUACCGGGAGCGCGAGGAGCAGAUCGAGGAGCACAGGAGGAAGCAGCAGAGCUUGGAGGCGGAGGAGGCCCGGCAGCGCCUGAAGGAGCAGUCCAUCUUUGGGGACCAGCAAGACGAGGACGACAGGCAGCAGUUUAGGAAAUCGGAGUCAGAGGUGGAGGAGGCUGCUGCCAUCAUUGCUCAGCGGCCUGACAACCCCCGGGACUUCUUCAAGCAGCAGGAGCGGGUGGCAUCGGGCAGCAGUGAUGCUGUGUCACCAGGCAGCCACAGGACAGGCAGCCAGUCGGACGCUUUCCGCAAGGCCUCGGCCGCGGGCUGCAGCCCCUGCGAGCCCAGCCCGGCCGCCUCGCCCCCGGGCCCCCGAGCGCCCGCGGAACCGACGCCGGCAACGCCCAAAGAGUCCCCCAGCCCCAGCGCACAGGAGCCCGGGCCGGCCACGCCCGAGCAGCACUGGCCCUUCCCGGGGCCCGAGGACAAGGCCAUCGAGCCCCCCGGGGAUGAGCCCAGCCCCAGACCAGUGUGGACAGAGGGGGGUGAUGCCCUGGGGGACCUGGUGACCCUGGAGCCCACCGAGCCCUCCCUGCCACCCGUGGCUGACGAGCCCCAAACUGAGGAAGCCCCCGAAGCCCCCAACCCUGAGAGCCUCAUCGACCUGUGGCAGAGCGAGAGCGACGGGGUGACUCCCCCAGCUGCCUGGCCCCUGCCUGCUGCCCCUGUCCCCGAGACACCCCCGGCCAUGCUGCCCGAGGAGGGGGCCCUGCUGAGCCUGGAUGAGCUGCCGGAGCCUCCUGCCACCUUCUGCGACGCGGAGCAGGAGGAGGAGGAUGAGGAAGAGGCAGCUGGCGAGGGGGACCCCCAGUCCCAGGAUCUGGGCUGCCAGCACACGCCCCAGGAAGAUGCCCAGGAAGACACCCCGGGCCGAGAGACGCCCCCCAUCACCAAUGGGGAGAUGGCCCCCAAGGAUGGGACACCGGGUCGUGGGGAGCAGGCCAGCGAGGGCUACUUCAGCCAGUCCCAGGAGGAGGAGGUGCCCCCCACCGAGGAGCUGUCGGCCAAAGCCCCCCAGCCCGUCUUCUACAACAAGCCCCCAGAGAUCGACAUCACGUGCUGGGACGCAGACCCUCUGCCCGAGGAAGAGGAGAGCUUUGGGGGGGCCCUGUGAGGCCGGGCCCCGCUGCCGGCACAGGCAGCCCGCCCCCGGCGGGGCACGGGGGGGCUGCAGCCGGGGGCCGGGCCCCCCUCACCCCUCGGGGGCCCCGCAGGAUGAGGCCUCCAGGUGGCGGCCACCCCGCUGCAGCCCCGCCCCGGGGCACCUUUUACAGCCCCCCCUUGUCCCCCUCUCUUUUUUAAGUUGUCGGUAGGAGCCGUGUCAGCCCCCCAGCCCUCCCUUAGCAGCCCCCCCCCGAUAUCCCAGCGCCCCUUUUGGGGGGGACGACACACGCUCGCAUCCCCUGCCCGGCUGUGGGACAGGGUCCUCGUUCUCUUCGUGCCCCCCCGGGAGCCCCCCCAGUACUUUGCACGAGUUCAAAGAAAAAAAGAAAAAAAAGAAAUAAUAAUAAUAAUAAUAAAUGAAUAUGGCAAUAAAGUGACCUGAGCGAGGCAAGGCUGCGGCCAGCGGCGUCCCCCCCACCCCAAACCCCGGCAGGGAGCUGAUGUGGGGGCUUUUACCCCUUCCCCACUCCUUCUUUGCUGGGAGCCCCGUCCUCCCCUGCUUGGCCCCUGCUUGGCCCCUCUCCCCCCAUUCCCCCCGGAAACUUUUUGGAAAGCACAAGUUCUGUACCGGCGGUGUGCUCAUGUCUGUUAAUAAAUAAAGCGUCUCCCACGGGG